AUGGAAAUCAAUGGCAAAACUGAAAGAAAGAAUCAAACAAAUCUGAAAGAAUUCAUCCUUUUGGGACUGUCAGAUGAUCCUAAACUCCAGAACCUGUUCUUUGCUAUGGGGCUGUUUGUCUAUGUACUCACUUUGACAGGGAAUCUGACCAUCAUGGUUUUGAUACAGGCUGACCAGCACCUCCACACUCCUAUGUACUUUCUUCUGAGUAACCUGUCUUUUACUGAAAUCUGCUACAUCACCACCACCAUGCCAAAGAUGUUGUCGGACCUCCUGUCAGAGGACAAGACCAUCUCCUUUGCUGGCUGUGUGCUCCAAAUGUACUUCUUUCUAACCACAGCUGCCACUGAGGGUGCCCUACUCUCCGUCAUGGCAUACGACCGCUAUGCUGCCAUCUGCCACCCAUUGCGCUACACCAUGCUCAUGAGCCAGCCUGUCCGCAGGUGGCUUCAGGCAGCCUCAUGGGCCAUUGGAAAUCUCAAUGCCAUUGUCAAUACAGCCUUUAUCUUCUCCCUGAACUUCUGUGCUUCCAAUAAAAUUAUGCAUUUCUUUUGUGACAUCCCACCUGUCCUGCAUCUUUCCUGCUCUGAUACCUCCCUUGCUGAAUUAGUGACUUUCAUCAUCUCUGGUAGCAUCAUGAUCACAACAGUCUCCUUAAUCAUCCUCUCCUACUUCCUCAUUGUCUCAUCUGUGCUCAAAAUCCAUUCAGCUCAAGGUCGGAUCAAGACAUUCUCCACCUGUGCUUCCCACCUUACAGUAGUAAGCAUCUUCUACAGCACUGCCCUCUUCACCUACAUGCGUCCCUCCUCUAGUCAUUCCAUGGAACAGGACCGUCUGAUCUCUGUAUUGUAUACCAUCAUCACUCCUUUGCUGAACCCUCUAAUCUACAGCUUCAAGAACAAGGACAUGCAAACAGCAUUUCUGAAUGUUCUUGGAAAGAAAGCACAUUGCCCACUCUGA
Messenger RNA from Elgaria multicarinata webbii, 960 nucleotides. RefSeq names its product olfactory receptor 5F1-like. Gene Ontology annotation, cellular component: membrane. The coding region runs from base 1 to 960 and encodes 319 amino acids. Gene Ontology annotation, biological process: G protein-coupled receptor signaling pathway. Gene Ontology annotation, molecular function: G protein-coupled receptor activity; olfactory receptor activity; odorant binding. The transcript has a single exon. Lineage: Eukaryota; Metazoa; Chordata; Lepidosauria; Squamata; Anguidae. The record is from RefSeq and is a predicted model, not a curated record.